AAUAGCAUAUCUGUAACAGAGUCCACAGACACUCUGAUAGAGGAACGCACAAAGAGAAGGAGAGAGAAGCACAAUAAAUAUGGUGACAAAAACAGAAGAGAUGCAAUUGAAUAGAUUGGAGAGUCAAGUGGACAAUGGAGGAGGAGGGGCAUGGGAGUAUCUCUGCAUGGUUAGAAAGCUCAAAGUUAGGCGUUCUGUCAAGGUGUUUAAGCAUGGUUUAUUGAUCUUGAAUGACUCCAAGAAAAGAUCCAGUCUUGGUCCUGAAGAAUGGACUCUAUAUGAGCAGGUUGCAGUUGCAGCCAUGGACUGCCAUUCUCUUGAGGUUGCAAAGGACUGUGUAAAUGCGUUGCGGAAGAAAUUUCCAGAGAGUAAAAGAGUUGGCAGACUGAAGGCAAUGUUACUUGAAUCAAAGGGGUCUUGGGGAGAGGCAGAAAAGGCUUACUCAAGCCUUUUAGAGGACAAUCCUUUUGAUCAGGUAGUACACAAGAGAAGGGUAGCUUUGGCAAAGGCACAAGGCAAUUUGACAGGGGCAAUUGACUUGCUCAAUAAGUAUCUUGAAACAUUUAUGGCUGAUCAUGAUGCCUGGAGAGAGCUUGCUGAAAUAUACAUCUCCUUGCAAAUGUACAAGCAAGCAGCGUUCUGCUAUGAAGAGCUGAUAUUAUCUCAACCUAUGGUCCCGCUGUAUCAUCUAGCGUAUGCUGAUGUGCUUUACACUCUUGGUGGAAUUGAAAACCUUCUGACAGCGAAGAAAUAUUAUUCUUCCACCAUAGAUUUGACUGGGGGCAAGAACACCAGGGCACUUUUUGGUAUUUGUUUGUGUACCUCAGCUAUUGCACAGCUUUCAAAAGGACGAGACAAGGAAGACAAGGACAGUCCAGACUUGCAAUCUUUGGCAACAGCAGCUUUGGAGAAAGAGUACAAGCAGAGAGCUUCUGACAAACUCUCUGUGUUCACUUCAGGUUUUAAAAGCUUGAAAGUUUCAUCAUAACUCGAUCCUUUUUUUUUUUUUUGAAGAUUUUCGUUGUUGCCCCAGACUCUAAAAUCUGAAGUGGCCCUCAGUAACGUAACCAAAAGCUAAAAUUUAUAAACAUUGCAGAUUCCAUAUAAUUUAAAUGAGUUAUAAUAUCGGUCUUUUUGUUGUUUA
Molecule: messenger RNA, 1144 nt
Organism: Populus euphratica (Euphrates poplar)
Lineage: Eukaryota; Viridiplantae; Streptophyta; Magnoliopsida; Malpighiales; Salicaceae
Product: ER membrane protein complex subunit 2-like
Exons: 9
Coding region: 80-988 (302 amino acids)
Molecular function (GO): protein binding
Source: RefSeq, a predicted model, not a curated record